GCAAGAGCAACCGGCGAAGCGCACGCGCCGUUGCUCGCACGCCACGCGACGAGUCCACGGCCACCUCGCCUCACCCUCCCAAAGUGCCCUCCCCUCCCGUGCUGUUUCGCUUUCCCUCCCCUCGCGUGCUUCGCAUGUCAACGCGAACAAAAAGAGCCCCCUCCUCCACCACCACCGCUGCCACGCAACGAAGCUUCGCUUUCGCUCCCACCACCACCACCAUCGCUCCUCACCGGCCCGGAGCGCUUCAACCCGUAUAAAGCCAGCGCCCUCGCACCACUCCCCCACUAGUCGCACUUCGAUUCCCUCCGCUUCACCUCUGCGGCGCCUCGCCUCUUCUUGACCUCCUCUCUGCUAAGGCAUCCCCUGCGUCGUCGGGCAUGGCGGCCGCGGUGGAAACAAGUGGCGGCGGCUGCGGGAGGAAGCGCAAGCGCGCGGCGUCUGGUCUCGCCGACCUCCACGACGACAUGCUCGAGCGCGUCCUCGCGCGCCUCCCGCCGGCCAGCUACUUCCGCCUCCGUGGCGUCUCGCGCCGGUGGCGCGCGGCCGCGGAGUCCACCACGUUCCGCGCCGCCUGCGCGCGCGUCCCGCCGCGGGACCCGUGGUUCCUCAUGCUCGAGGACUCCGGCAUCCAGGGCCAGGAGGAGCACCAGCAGCAGUUGCCGCCGCGCCCCGCCGUCGUGUUCGACUCAGCCGAGCGGGCCUGGGCGCGGUGGCGCGGUGCGCCGGGGCCCGCCGUGCCGGUGGCCGCUGCGGGAGGGCUCGUGCUCUACCGCGACGCGGCCACGGCGGAGCUCACCGUCGUCAACCCGCUCACGGGCGCGUCGCGCGCGCUCCCGCAGCCGCCGCCGGCGGCGAGCGCGGCUGGUGCGUUGCAGGCUGUCGCCAUGUACGGAUCACCGUACCGCGUGGUCCUCAUCCUGGGCGAGCUCCCGGACCUGUCCAUGGCGUUGUACGACUCGACCAAGAACGCGUGGGAGGGCGCCGUGGCGCUGACCCGGAAGGCGGAGGGCGACGACGAGGCCUCGUCGCGGGAACGCGUCGCGGAAGAAGGCGACGGCGGCGGCGACGACACGGUCUACUUCCUCAGCAAGUCCGGUGACGUCGUCGCCACCACCACGCAGCGGAGCGCGUCGCGGCAGUACUCGUCCGCCGUGGCGUGCCGCGGCGGCGGCGGCGGCGGCGGCGGCGGCGAGGACGUCGUGGCCUACUUCCUGAGCCGCUCGGGCUCGGUCGUGGCGUGCGAUCUGGCGCGCCGCGCGUUCGCGGAGCUGCCCCGGAUCCUCCCCGUGUACCACGAGUACUCCAUCGACGUGGUGGCGUGCGGCGGCGCCGCGUACGCGGUCGUCCUCUCGGAGUUCCUCGACACGGCGAGCUUGCGCGUGUGGGAGCACGCGGGCGGCUCGUGGCGGCAGGUCGCCGCGAUGCCGCCCGCCAUGUCGCACGCCUUCCGCGGCACCAAGGCCGACGUCAACUGCGUCGGCCACGGCGACCGCGUCAUAGUCUGCGUCAGCUCCGGCGACGCCGGUGCCAGCGGCUGCUUCAUGUGCGACGUCAGGUCCAACCGGUGGGAGGAGCUCCCCCCGCGCGCCGGCGGGGGCGAGGAGGCCUCCACGGGCUUCGUGGCCGCGCUCUCGUUCGAGCCAAGAAUGGAGGCCGCCGUCUGAUUCAAUAGGAGCCUCAUCGGAGUUUGCUGGUUCCCUCCGUGUUAUUAUUAUUUUUUUGAAACGAAUCCUCCGUCUGAUUCGUUAGAUUUGCUAAUCUGGCAUCCCUCAUGCCGAGUGUACGUAGUGAUCCAUGAUUGUUCAUGUGAAUCGUGCUCGCGAUUUCCUUUCCUUAGUGGUCGCUUCACGGCUUCA
Molecule: messenger RNA, 1859 nt
Organism: Setaria italica (foxtail millet)
Lineage: Eukaryota; Viridiplantae; Streptophyta; Magnoliopsida; Poales; Poaceae
Product: F-box only protein 13
Exons: 1
Coding region: 381-1667 (428 amino acids)
Molecular function (GO): protein binding
Source: RefSeq, a predicted model, not a curated record